AUGGCAGUGAAUACAGUUGCUGUUGAAACAGUACGUGAAGCUAUUACUGAAAUUAAGGGCUGCUAUGAGGCCGCUGAAACCGGUGCUCGAGCCUCUUUUCCAGGUGUUACGCAGCCAGCCCCAUCCGCUCCCCCCGCCCGCUCCCCAUAUACCUCCACACGCAAAAAGCACGGCGAGGACUGCAGACUCAGCGCCGCUGCUGCCGAUAGCUCCGCGUCGCUCACCUCAGGUAGCAGCCCGCUGCGGGGUGUCCGUCGGCGGGCAGUCGCCACGGCUUGCGCGGACUCCCGGAGUCCAGCACGGCCGGGUGCUUCCCUGCGGCCAUCGCUCCCACGGCAGGACCGGCUCUCAGCACUUCCGCAGCCCACGCCACAAUCUGCAGGCACCCACGACAGAAGGGUUACUCUCAAGACGAGACCAGGGCCUCACGACCGCUCGGCGAUGAAGAGAGGGGAGGGCUGGGCCAAGCCCGCGCUGGGCGAACCGCCGGCACCGGAGAGAAGGCGCUCCCCGACCCGUCGCUCUCACCAUCAGGCGACUUCCGGCGCAUCCCAACGUCAUCGUGCCCCGCCGCUUCCGCCGGCCCGCUGCUGCUCGGGGCGCCCGCCCGGCGAGAGGCCACCGCGGACGGGCGCGUCGACACAGGCUUCCCACAGGCGAGAGAUGGCUGCUGAGGAAUCCCGCUGCCUGCUGGGCUCUGCCGCUUCCGACUCGUACCCGAGUAUUCUCUCUCCUUCUGGCAGUGAUACGGUGUUGGUGGAACCAUGCACAAAUCUAAGGUUUUGCCUUUGCCUUGGUCCAAAGAAUUUCGGGAUUUUAUAGUAAGCAUCGUGAAUUGCUCUCAUUUCUUCAGUUCCUGUGUUCUUUUAACCUGGUGUACUGACUGUAAUGGCCAUGUGAGUAUAUUAAUUGUAUUGGG
Pyrgilauda ruficollis (rufous-necked snowfinch) is the source of this 919-nucleotide messenger RNA. Its product is annotated as translation initiation factor IF-2-like. The record is from RefSeq and is a predicted model, not a curated record. NCBI's taxonomy places the organism in Eukaryota, Metazoa, Chordata, Aves, Passeriformes, Passeridae. The coding region runs from base 1 to 822 and encodes 273 amino acids. The transcript is spliced from 4 exons.